AUGCGCCAAUCUUCGCGCACAGCUCCCGCAGCUCUUGCGGUGACAGUGAAUGCUGCAUCGCUUUCCGAUGUAUGCACUGUAUCCAAUGUUCAGGCCGCAAUACCUGCAAAUGGAACCUUGCUAGAUAUCGAUUUGAUCCCUUCAGCCGUGACAGCGGGCGCUGUCUACAAUGCAUCUGCUGGUAUGGGUAGCACUACCACCUACACCUACUGUAAUGUUACAGUAACCUACACCCACACUGGAAAGGGCGAUAAGGUGGUCAUAAAGUAUGCUUUCCCAAGUCCUUCAGAUUUUGAAAAUCGCUUCUACGUCGCUGGUGGAGGUGGUUAUUCUCUUUCCAGUGACGCAACUGGAGGGCUUGCAUAUGGCGCCGUUGGUGGUGCCACUGAUGCAGGGUACGACGCCUUCGACUACAGUUAUGAUGAGGUAGUUCUAUAUGGCAACGGAUCUAUCAACUGGGACGCGACGUACAUGUUUGGGUACCAAGCAUUAGGUGAGAUGACUCAGGUUGGAAAGACGCUUACGAAGGGCUUCUACGGCUUUUCCGAUGACACAAAGGUCUAUACCUAUUAUGAAGGAUGUUCGGAUGGAGGAAGAGAGGGUAUGAGUCAAGUUCAGCGCUGGGGCGAGGAAUACGAUGGAGUUAUUGCAGGUGCUCCGGCUUUCCGUUUCGCGCAGCAACAAGUCCAUCACAUGGAUAAAAUUGUAAAUGCUACCAUCGCUGCUUGCGAUCCUCUCGAUGGACGAACAGACGGUGUGGUUUCUCGCACAGAUCUUUGCAAGCUUAACUUCAACCUCAGUUCGAUUAUCGGCGAAUCAUACUACUGCGCAGCAACUACCCCCUAUUCUCUCGGUUUCGGAUUCAGUAAGCGUGCACAAGGUAGUACAACCAGCACUACACCUGCCCAGAAUGGAACAGUGACUGCUGAGGGUAUCGCUGUCGCUCAAGCCAUCUAUGACGGUCUCCACAACUCCGAUAACGAGCGUGCAUACCUUUCCUGGCAGAUUGCUUCCAACCUUGGAGAUGCCGCUACCACGUACAACAACAACAUUGGAUCCUGGGAACUUAGCAUUCCAUCUACUGGAGGAGCGUAUGUCACCAAGUACGUUCAAUUGCUCGAUCUCGACAAUCUUUCCGACCUUGAUAACGUUACUUACGAUACUCUUGUUGAGUGGAUGAACAUUGGUAUGGUGAGAUAUAUGGAUAGCUUACAAACUACCCUCCCUGAUUUAACUACUUUCCAAUCUUCUGGGGGUAAGUUGCUUCACUACCACGGUGAAUCCGAUCCAAGUAUUCCAUCCGCCUCAUCCGUACACUACUGGCAAUCCGUUCGUUCCGCUAUGUACAGCAAUGCUACUGCUGAAGAGGGUCUAGAGGCACUCCAGAACUGGUAUCAAUUCUACCUUGUUCCUGGUGCAGCCCACUGCGGAACCAACUCUCUUCAGCCUGGUCCCUAUCCCGAGGAUAAAAUGGAAAUUAUGAUCGACUGGGUUGAAAAUGGAGUCAAGCCCAUUGCUCUCAAUGCAACUGUAUCUUCGGGUACAUAUGCAGGCGAGACUCAGAUGCUUUGUCAAUGGCCAACUCGUCCUCUCUGGCAGAGCAACAGUACUACUUUCGAUUGCGUCCAUGAUGAGGCUUCGAUUGAUAGCUGGACUUACACCUUUGAUGCAUUUAAGAUUCCUGUCUACUAA
Molecule: messenger RNA, 1692 nt
Organism: Botrytis byssoidea
Lineage: Eukaryota; Fungi; Ascomycota; Leotiomycetes; Helotiales; Sclerotiniaceae
Exons: 2
Coding region: 1-1692 (563 amino acids)
Source: RefSeq, a predicted model, not a curated record